AUGACGAAGAAGCAGCGGAGGGAGGCGCGGGCGAAGCGACGGCGAGACCGCCACCACCAUCACCGCCGGCAGCUGUGGGACGAGCGCUGUGUUUCCUGCACCACGUUUAACAUCCUCGCGCCGAUCUACAAGCGCAUGGACAACGAGAAUUGCAGGGAGAGCCAGUACAGGGCCUACUGGUUCAGCCGCAACGAGAAGAUCAUUGACCGCCUUCUCGCUGAUCACUCCUCCAUCAUCUGCCUCCAGGAGGUGUGGUUGGGGAACGACGAGCUGGUCGACAUGUACCAGAAGCGUCUGGGGGAUGCCAAUUAUAUGCUCUUCAAGCUUGCGCGCACCAACAAUCGUGGAGACGGUCUUCUUACUGCUGUACAUAGCAACUACUUCAAUGUUUUGAAUUAUAGGGAACUGCUCUUCAAUGACAUCGGUGAUCGAGUAGCUCAGCUGUUGCAUGUGGAAUCAGCAAUGCCGUUCUUGCAAAAUCGAAGCUCCAGCUGUGUCCACCAGCAGAGUCUCAUUGUCAACACUCAUUUGUUGUUCCCUCAUGAUCACAGCCUUUCAAUAGUUCGCUUGAGACAGGUAUAUAAAAUCCUUCAGUAUAUUGAGGCUUACCAGGAAGAGCAUAAACUUGGUCCAAUGCCAAUCAUCCUUUGUGGGGAUUGGAAUGGAAGUAAACGUGGCCAAGUUUACAAGUUCCUUCGCUCGCAAGGGUUUGUUUCAUCAUAUGACGCUGCUCAUCAAUACAGUGACAGCGAAGAAGAUGCACAUAAGUGGGUCAGUCACCGAAACCAUCGAGGGAACGUCUGCGGAGUUGAUUUCAUAUGGCUUUUGAAUCCUGAUAAGUGCAGGAAGCCCCUGAAGACAAGCUGGAACGAAGCUGUUUUUGGUAUCAUCAAGUACCUGCUCCAAGUUGCAUUCCUUUCUGAGGAGAAUGCAUUUGCACUCCUGAAGGCAGACAGCCUUUAUGAUCACAUCACGUAUUCAAGUUUCUACCAGGCACUGUGUCAGUUAGGAAUGGUCCAUCCUGAUCGACUAAAUUCAGAAGAAAUUGAAAAGCUAUGGAGUGAAGCUGACCGUGAUGGCGAUGGUGUUAUUGACUACAAAGAAUUUCAGUGCAUCUGGAGCCCAAACUGCUGUAGUCAAGAGGAGGAUGAUACUGAAAUCGAUAUCACUGAUGAAAGUCUGGAGACUUUUGAGGCAAACAACGAAGCCUUUGGCUUCACCGUGAAGGAAGCUGUUCUCUUUCCCCCAGAAGUAGAGAAGGGCAUGUGGCCCGAAAACUACAGUCUCUCGGAUCAUGCCCCCCUCACUGUGGUAUUCUCCCCUACUAGAAUGCCUUGCUCUCCACGCAUUCCUGGGGAACUCUAG
This is a messenger RNA of Miscanthus lutarioriparius, 1365 nucleotides long. The record is from the annotation of a GenBank genome assembly. NCBI's taxonomy places the organism in Eukaryota, Viridiplantae, Streptophyta, Magnoliopsida, Poales, Poaceae.